This is a messenger RNA of Salvia miltiorrhiza (redroot sage), 579 nucleotides long. RefSeq lists its product as uncharacterized. The transcript has 4 exons. Lineage: Eukaryota; Viridiplantae; Streptophyta; Magnoliopsida; Lamiales; Lamiaceae. The record is from RefSeq and is a predicted model, not a curated record. Bases 2 to 319 code for a protein of 105 amino acids.
AAUGUUAGAUGAUGUUGAUACACCUGAGAAUUUUGAUGAUGCACAUUUGGAUAUGCCUCUAUCAGAUGAAUUUGUGGAGAGAGCAACUGAUUGCAAACUUGUUGAAGAUUCUCAUAUGGAGUCAUGUCUACCUUUGGCAGCAAAGAAGGCGAAGAAAAUGAAGUCUAAUAUCUUAAAAGACAAGAUACAAAGCAUAUCUGAUUCAUCCCACCAACUUAGCGAAGUGGUUAUUGAGCAUAAUAAAGGCAAAAGAGUCCCACAAACACCAACACUCAAGUCAAGGAGUGGCAGAACAAUCAAGCGAAGAAUAUUGGACUAAUGAAGUGAAAGAUUUUAUGAGACUUUGAAGCAACUUUUGUAUGUACUUUGUACAAUUAUCUAGCUAUGACUUUUGGCUCUAUUACACCGUGUUGGUGACAUUCUACUAGCAUUUUGAGGUUACCUUUUGUAUGUACAUUGUAUAUGCCUCGAUGCAGUUUUUGGUUUAAUGCGCUAUGUAUAUAUAACGCAUAAUGUCUGAAAGGAUACUUAAAUAGUUUAUAUAUAAAUUGUAUUAUGUAGAUUGUUGCUCCUAGCUGU